UUCGCCCACCUGCCCGCCUCCAAGUCUCCAACCAAGCGACCUUUUCCGCCGCCGCCGCCCCUAGCUCCAGCGCCCUCGCCGUCGGUCGCAGCCAAGCCCCCGCUUCGAGCUUCGCGAUCUCCCUCGCCGACCAACAUGGGUAAGACACGUGGUAUGGGAGCUGGGCGCAAGCUCAAGACCCACAGGAGGAACCAGCGGUGGGCUGACAAAGCCUACAAGAAGAGCCAUCUGGGGAACGAGUGGAAGAAACCCUUUGCUGGUUCAUCCCACGCGAAGGGGAUUGUCCUUGAAAAGAUUGGCAUUGAAGCCAAGCAGCCCAACUCUGCUAUCCGUAAGUGCGCUCGUGUCCAGCUGGUGAAGAAUGGAAAGAAGAUUGCCGCCUUUGUGCCAAACGACGGUUGCCUGAACUUCAUCGAGGAGAAUGAUGAGGUGCUCAUCGCUGGGUUCGGUCGGAAGGGGCAUGCUGUGGGAGACAUCCCCGGUGUCCGGUUCAAGGUGGUGAAGGUGUCGGGCGUGUCCCUCCUCGCCCUCUUCAAGGAGAAGAAGGAGAAGCCCAGAUCCUAAAAUGGCUCCUCUCCAUUCUUCCAAGAUGCGGCAGCCAUGAAAACUUGCAUCCUGCUGGUUACUCGCAAUGUUUUUAAGCGUGUGGAUCUUAGUUCUUGUCGAGGAAACAUCUGAAUUCUAAGCUGCCAAGUUUCAGUUCCUACAGUAAACCUCCGCCCUCCGUUUUUCUACGUGUAUGCGCAUCGUAUUGCUGUGAUAUUUGAUGUACCGUCGUGGUCCUGUUAUCCUUUUUAGCCUUCA
Triticum dicoccoides is the source of this 804-nucleotide messenger RNA. Its product is annotated as 40S ribosomal protein S23. NCBI's taxonomy places the organism in Eukaryota, Viridiplantae, Streptophyta, Magnoliopsida, Poales, Poaceae. Gene Ontology annotation, molecular function: structural constituent of ribosome. Gene Ontology annotation, biological process: translation. The coding region runs from base 136 to 564 and encodes 142 amino acids. Gene Ontology annotation, cellular component: ribosome; small ribosomal subunit. The transcript has 4 exons. The record is from RefSeq and is a predicted model, not a curated record.